AUGACCAAGACCGUUCUCCUUCUCGAGAACCUCGCUCACGAGGAAGUCGCAGUGCAGGCUGCUCCAAUUGAGUUGGACGACGAGAGGCGCGAAGAACAAGAGAAAAAGGUGGGUGUUUCCAAAAGCAUAACUUGCAAGCCAUGUACCGAUUCGUCGUCUAGAGAUGCAGAAGAUGAGGAUUGGGAAGAGGAGUCCGAGCCAGAGGAGGAAAAGGAAUUAAAAGAGAUAGAAGUGGAAGUUGUGGAAGAAGACACCAGUGAACCAUCCGCGUCAAGGGAAGGGGGGACCGACCCGAAGGACGAGUGGCGGAAGCUGUUGAAGGCCCUGCAUGCAUGA
Molecule: messenger RNA, 336 nt
Organism: Cyclocybe aegerita
Lineage: Eukaryota; Fungi; Basidiomycota; Agaricomycetes; Agaricales; Hemipholiotaceae
Source: the annotation of a GenBank genome assembly